Messenger RNA from Rhopilema esculentum, 3841 nucleotides. RefSeq names its product protein adenylyltransferase SelO, mitochondrial. The record is from RefSeq and is a predicted model, not a curated record. Lineage: Eukaryota; Metazoa; Cnidaria; Scyphozoa; Rhizostomeae; Rhizostomatidae.
UUGUUGUUGUUGUUGCAGUGGUGAAGAUGAACCCGCGAUUGGAAUGUUUCAUCUCUUAAAAGUUUCCAGGAAAUAUUCCUUCGAGAAUGCUUUGGCUCAAAUUGGGCAAAGAAACAAGAGUGGAAUAGAAUUAAUCAAGCGUCUUAGUAUUAGAACAGGAAGCGGUUCGUGUUUGAAUAGUUCCGGGGAUACUUUCUGUUUUGCUAGUUCUGCUACUAGCAGAGCAAGAGUAACCGGUACUCGUAGUAGGCCGAGUCACGUCUUUGGUUGCCAACUUUCCAAUCAACUGAGGAUAGCAACGUCGUUUCAAAAAAGAUAUUAUUUUGGAAUAUUUCCUGCGAUAACCUCUAUUCAUCUAGGCAGUCGCACUUAUUGUGAUUCGUGUACUAAUAGAAGGUUCGAAAAGACUCAAACUAUGGCAGAAGCCCAUGCUACAAGGACAGUUACUUUGGAAAAUCUUAAUUUCGAUAAUAAAGCAGUGAAAGAACUGCCUUUAGAUAACAGUGUUGAUCCAAGGGUACGAAGACCGGUACCAGGUGCCUGUUUUACUUCAGUAAACCAAGAGCCCCUUGAAAAUCCAGAAACUGUUGCAUACAGCUCUGAUGCCCUUUCGCUGUUAGAUAUUCCUGAAGAAGAAAUAUCUAAGGAUGACUUUGCUGAAUAUUUUUCUGGAAGUAAAAUCCUACCAGGAUCAAGCCCAGCAGCACAUUGUUAUUGUGGUCAUCAGUUUGGUUAUUUUUCUGGACAACUUGGUGACGGUGCUGCAAUGUAUCUUGGUGAAAUCGUCAACCAUAAGGGUGAACGAUGGGAGCUUCAGUUAAAAGGAAGUGGUCCAACACCAUUUUCAAGACAGGCAGAUGGUCGGAAGGUAUUAAGAUCAAGUGUAAGAGAAUUUUUAUGUAGUGAGGCAAUGCAUUAUCUUGGAAUACCAACCACAAGAUCUGGAAGUUGUGUAACAUCAGAUACAAGAGUGAUGAGGGAUAUAUUUUACAAUGGCAAACCGAUUAUGGAAAGGGCAACAGUCAUCUCAAGAAUUGCUCCAACAUUUCUAAGAUUUGGGUCUUUUGAAAUCUUCAAGCCUUUGGAUCAAAUAACUGGCAGGAAAGGACCAAGUGUUGGUGACAAGGAACUUCUCCAUAAGAUGUUGAAAUAUUCCAUAACAACCUUCUUUCCUGAGACUGCUGAAAGAUUUCCAGAGGCUGGUCCAGAUCAGUAUGGGGAUUUCUACAAAGAAGUUGUGAUAAGAACUGCCCGUCUGGUUGCUCACUGGCAAGCUGUUGGCUUCUGCCAUGGUGUUCUGAAUACAGAUAACAUGAGCAUCUUAGGACUCACAAUCGACUAUGGUCCUUUUGGAUUCAUGGAUUACUAUAAUCCAGAUCAUGUUUGCAACGCAUCAGACGAUCAAGGCCGGUAUUCCUAUCAAAAUCAACCAUCCAUUUGCAAAUGGAAUCUGAGAAAAUUUGCUGAGGCUUUACAGGAUGCUUUGCCCUUAGAUUUGUCACUUGAAAUACUGAAUUUGUAUGACGAUGAAUAUAAAAUGGCGUAUCUGAGUUUAAUGAGAAAGAAGCUGGGACUUUUGCGAAUGAUGCAUGAAAGUGACAGUGAACUGAUUUCGUCGUUGUUCGAAACUAUGGAGAAAACAUGUGCUGAUUUUACGAACACUUUUCGCUAUUUGUCGAAUGUUAAACCUGCUGAGGCUGACAUUGAAAGCGAAGAGAGAAUUUUGAUGUACCUCGUCAGCCAAUGCCAAACGGUAGAAGAAAUGAAAAAAGCAUCGCAAACAAAUACAGAGCCUGGUGAGAUUCAGCUGCUGCUGAGAAUGUUGCAGGCCCAGCCAACGUUGCUACAACAGUUGGGCGGAGGAGCCGUAGCACAACUUAAGAAAGAGCUGGAAAAAAUGGAAAAAGGCAAAGAAUUGGACAAUAUUACUCAAGCAGAAAAAUCUGCGAAAGACAAGGAACUUUGGAAAGAGUGGCUCAAGGAGUAUAGGAAUCGAUUGCAGGACGAGUUCAAAGACCAAGACGACUUAGCUACUAAAGAUCAGGCAAUGAUGGAACGUGUUAAAACUAUGAACGAGUCGAACCCAAGGAUUGUAUUGCGGAAUUACGUUGCCCAGCAUGUUAUCGAAGCUGCAGAAGAAGGCAACUAUGAAGAGAUUCGGCACCUUCUCAAGUUGUUGAGGUCACCCUUCUCUGAAGAUCAUCAAACUAUCGACGGAUUCAACAUCGAAUCUUCUCACAGUGAAAGCUCCUCUGACGUAAGUGGCCAAAGUAACAACGUUUGCAAGCCCCCUGUCACUAAACUGGAAAGUCUCAGUAAGGCCAUUGACUACCAAAGUACCAUACCGUCUUGGGCAGUCGAUUUAAGGGUCACGUGAUCUUCGUAAGUACUCUGAACUUGACGUCAUCAACCAUUAUUUGGAAUGUUUCCUGAAGAAUGUUUAUGUUUGAAAACCUACCUAUUUUAAUCAGUUUGCAUGUUUGUAUUUUGACAUUAAAAAUUUUUUUUGCAAGGGCAAAGUAGUAUCAAAUAAAGAGUAGAAUCAUUAAGUUGACAAAUACUUAGUAUCAUUGAUAAAACAGACAACUGCAUCACAGAACCUAACCCCGUAGCUGCUAUCCAUAAAACAUAAACCACUCGCCGUGCCACUAUCAUGUUCAAUUUGCCUCUUCUUGGUGACGAGACUACCAAUAACCCAGCUCUUUGUUGAUAUCCCUGCUGUUCCCUUCAUAUCAAUACAGACCAUAUCUGAAUGGGGAUACACGUGGGUGAGAGGCUUUACCACAAAUUCAUGAUAUCAAUCAAGGGUCUAGAUGCUUAUCUUAAAAGCAGUAUCGAAUAGAUUGAAGAUUUACGUAUUUCUUUAUGUUAAUAUUUAAUGUACUUGAGGGUGGGCCAAUUUUUGGUAAUUUUAAUGAUAUUUAUUGGAAAUAAUUUUUUUUUCAUUUUUAAUCAUUGUGACAAAUGACUUCAGGAAAGUGAAUCCCCGGUUGUAUGACGUUGGUUUAGAGUACGCUUGCAGUAUAUACUGAACUUUUUAGGUUUCUGGGGUACUUUGUUCUUUCUCUUGAAAAACACCAUUGAUUUCUCUGUAUAUAUAUAUUCAUAUUAAAUAUACAUAACGUAUCUACAUAACAUAACUAUAGGCAUGAACCACUACAACAGUUUAGUACAGACGCUGAUCCAAGUUCAAAUAAAGAUGGCUUGCUUACCCAAUACCUGUGCAAAGUUUUUUUCAUUUCAAUUAUCGUUUUUAACGUCUUCACUAUUACAGUCUCACUUUUAUUUUAUUCCGGGAUGGUCGAAAAGCAUGUCUGUCGGAUGCAAAACAUGAUCCUCCAAUUCACGUUACGCUAAAUGUUGAUUUUGAUUAGAAUUUUUGACCUGUCCCUUGUGACAAUGUCUUUGAAAGAGAUCCCCAUCGCUCUUAUAUAAAGAAUAAAUAAAAAAUGUCCAGAACAAUCCUCCUUAGAAAGCAAAGAAAAUUGGGCGGAGAUUGGGUGUGGUACUGUGAUUUCAGUGGCCUUCCUCACCGUUUUUGACCGUAUGACCGCCCAUGGUCAUUGACCGGAUGACCGUCAGGUUUUCCAAGCCCUGUAUGCAAACAACCAUUGUGUUGGACUCACUGAGAGAACAAAGUACCCCAAGUCAAUUCCGUGACAAUGUAUUAUGAAGACGCAUCUUCAAUUUGACGUAGUGCAAGGAUUUGCGUUUGAAAGAUAUCACAUUGUCGUUCUUAAUGCGUGAAAAUGUGUCGUGAAAAUGUGUCGUGAAAAUGUAUCGUUCAUUAUUAUUCUUGUAAUUAAAAUAAAUUAUUAAUGUCAAUUGAUUUAAAAAACAA